AUGCUUCGCGGAAACAUUUCGAGGACAAAAUGCUUCCCUGAUAAGCCAGGGCAGAGGUUUUGUCAACCAGGGCAUGGAUCCACCUUCUGCGGUGGCCUCAGUGGUGGCAGUGCGAUCCUUGCAGCCCAAAUCAGCACGGCCUUUGCGGAAUUGCGCAACGAUACCGCAGAACUUCCGGGGCGACUACAUGCCCUAAGUAACGAAGUCGCUGACAUCGAGUUUGUUCUCUACCAGGUCGUUGCGGCUUUGCAAGAGCGCAACUGCAUGUCCGACAGUGACCAAGGAUCCAUUCCCGACAUCUUCGACUACCUCGCCGGGUCUUGCACUCGAAGAAGAGUCUUGUGGAGGGCGGCCGUGUGGAGAAAGUGGCUUCCAAAGUUACAAGCCUUACAAGCCGAUGUCCGAGCCAUCAAGUGCAGUCUCAAUGUCUUGCUAGGCGCUUCAAACUCACGUGACUUGAUACGCGUGAGGCUGGACCUUGAAAGCCUGUCCAGGACGUCGUCCAACGAAGCAGAUUAUCACGCCGAUUUUCGCCUUGAAGUUUCUAGGGACCUUGCACAACAUGACUUCACCCUAGCGCAGACUGUGGACCAGGCUACCAAGAAGGUUCACAAAGUUGAUGAGCGAAUAAGCAGAAUAGAGGAACUACUCAUGGCCCAAGCAGUCAGUAUUGAUAAGUCACAGUACCCUGAAAGCAGACUCAAACCCCAGCCUACGGCGUUGGCGAUGAGACGACGACCUCAACGCGUUGCUUCCACUUCCGAUACAGAAAAGUGGGCAUCAACGCCUCAAGCGGUCGGCAUUCGUGUGAAAAAGAAUGUUGGGUUUAGACUAGUAAAAGGGUUUGAAUUACCAAGUCAACCUCCUAGGCCCAUUGCUACUGAUGACGACUGCCCGGCUGCUAAGGCUUGCGACAUACUGCUUCGAGGAAACCUCAGUACCAGCGUCAUAGAGGUCCUUCGAUGCAUAUUGAGAGACAGUGAGUUUAUCAUGAACCAAAACUUUGCGCCCAUUCAUAAGAUCGUCCUCGAACUGUCCCUCCAGGACUCCGAGACAGAGAUGCAAUGCGCCGCACAGCACUGGAGUGGGCAGCCGCCCGCGGAGAUGACCGAGCACUUUGGAGGCAAGCCCAACAUCACUGACAACAAAUUGAAUACGCCCUUGACUCUUGCUUCCAAUCAGGACAACACGCUAUGCGUUCAACUUUUGCUCGAGGCCGGCGCUCUUGCAAAUCCGGUUCUCCCUUUAGGCGUAAAACUUAGCAGCCCAUUAAAUUGUGCUGCACGGUAUGCAACUGAUCCCCUGCUCUUGAAGACGCUGUUCGACUUCGACGCUGACGUAGAGGCCAGUAGCGUCGACGGCGUUGCGCCACUAUUGCAUGUGGCCCGCGGAAAACCUGUCAGCUUUGCAGAGCUGCUAUUGGACUACGGAGCAGAUAUCAACCCAGCUUCCAAAAACGGGCUGACAUCUUUGACGGCUGCGAUCAUUUUCAACAACCAUAGCGUUCUCCGCUUGCUGCUCGAUCGAUGGUUUGAAUACACAGAAUGUCCCAGGCUCAAAGGCCAUCAUCUUCUCGAAUUCAUUAUAGAUUAUGCAGACAUCGAGACUAUCUAUGUGCCAGAAAAGUCCGCCGCCCAACUCCGUAAGCGGCUCGAUCUGACCGAUGACCGUGUACUUGCAUUCGAGAGUCUGCUCGAUGCAAUCCGCGAUUAUCCCAAGCUCUCCAAGUACCGUGAGAGCCUUGCAAAUUCAGGAGCGCUGGACUUGGAGAAAGACCCGGAAUCCAAUGGAGAAGACACAGAUGACUAUGAAGAUGCGCGUGGAAGUUUGAGCAUCGUUUCAAAUGACUUGAGCACGCUGGCCAGGCAACCUCCGAGGCCAGCAGUGGUAGUGUCUGCCGCAGAAGAACAAUGA
Molecule: messenger RNA, 1914 nt
Organism: Letharia lupina
Lineage: Eukaryota; Fungi; Ascomycota; Lecanoromycetes; Lecanorales; Parmeliaceae
Exons: 6
Coding region: 1-1914 (637 amino acids)
Biological process (GO): neuronal action potential; negative regulation of delayed rectifier potassium channel activity
Cellular component (GO): synapse; membrane; axon initial segment
Molecular function (GO): transmembrane transporter binding
Source: RefSeq, a predicted model, not a curated record